AUGCGUCUGCAAAUCAGUGUCGUAUUCUUGGUGACCACCAGCUUCCAUGGUCUCGGAUUGGCCUUGCCGGCGGACGACGUUCGGGAACUGAGACUCAACAAUCUUAUCGACGACGAUCCUGUUGACCCUGCGGAUGAUGUUGUCUGGUAUCCAACGAUCAUAGAGGGCGGAGGCGGAGGCGGCGGAGGCCCCGACCCCAUAGACAGCGGACUUGGUGACCCUUUCCCACCAGGCGAUGGCAUUGGGAUACCAUUAUUUGGCCCGCUUAUCCCUGACGAUGAAGUCCCCGGCUCACCGGAUGUUACUCCGAGAGACAUCUCACGACGGGACGAGGAGGGCACCUCUGUGGAGACUUCGCUGGCGGUCAGUAUUGACUCGAGGUACAACGUCACAUGCGAUUGGUUGUUCUGGAGCUAUUACUACAACUGGUACCCACUGAUCGAGAAAGCAUGCAACUGGGUGGGAGAUAGCCUCGCGGUCGGCUGGAAUGGGUAUUGGGGGCCGGAGGGCUCCAUAGUCGGGGAAGCCAAGAACGUGACGAUGAAGUGGGAGAAGACGGGGAAGAACUGCGACCAGACUUGCAGGCAGGUCUGGAAUAAGGUGUACACCGACUCUUCCUGCCGCGAAGAGCGCUUCUGGAUGCGAGAGAAGGGCACGGUCGAGCUCGAGGACUGCGGCACGGCCUCCUACCACAUCCAGUGGAACAACGACGCGCCCCAUCUCGAUCACGGCACGGGGCUCUGCUGGGAGACGCCGAUGCCGCCGUCGUACGUGCCGGACCCGGACGUCACGCACCGGUUCUGCGAGGAGGCCGUCCGGUACAUCCACGACGCCGGGGGCAACUUCACGUCGCCGAGGGAGCGGGACGGGUUCUACUGGAGCGACUACAACCGCGCGGUCCUGGACCCCGCGAAGGACGGCGUCGAGUUCGAUCAGGGGUUCGUCCAUUUCUGGAUCCGGGGAACCUCGCAUACGAACGUCUGUCCGUCGGGGCAGACGGCCAACCAGGCGGUCAAGGAUAUCGACGUGGACUUGUGCGUUGCGAAUAUGAACAAGGUUGAGAACCAGAUCUGCGGUGCGGACUUUGGCUCGUCGUUUGGGUCGCGGUUGUGGUCGGACUGCUUCGAGUGGGGGACCAAGGCGUCGGGAUAUAAUGGACAAAAGGAGCCGUAG
Molecule: messenger RNA, 1173 nt
Organism: Colletotrichum karsti
Lineage: Eukaryota; Fungi; Ascomycota; Sordariomycetes; Glomerellales; Glomerellaceae
Exons: 4
Coding region: 1-1173 (390 amino acids)
Source: RefSeq, a predicted model, not a curated record